UUUAUGUGCUCACUGUCAUCACCGGGAGAGGAAGGAGAAUGAGGAAGUGGUUGGAGCAGGACUGGACUUGGAGAUGUAACUACCAAUGCAGCAGCAGCUGUCAGGACAUUACUACCUAGGCAGCUAGAUAAUAGUACUAUUUGACAAUGCGAUGGGUAACUGCUGGGCCUACUGCGUUGGGCUCUUCAGGAGAGAAGCCAACAGGAUCCAGAGAGGAGGCGGGUCAAAAUACUUCCGAAGCAGCACCACAGGGGAACAUUAUACAAUAGAGUUUGAAAAUCUGGUAGAAAGUGAUGAGGCCGAGAGCCCACAGCCCUGCCCGAGGCCAAUCAGUGAAGAUGAGAUCAAACACCUCAAAGAGCAGCGCUACACUGCGCUCUCAGACAGGCAGAUCCUGAUCGACCAGAAGAUACAACUGGAGUUAGAAGCACAAGAGGAGAAGUUAAGGCUAGAAGAGGAGGCUAGAAUUGCCGCCCAGCGUGAGGCCGCCAGGUUGGCGCGUCAGCGAAACUUGAAGGAGCAGCUGCCUGCCCAGAGGACACGGGGGAAAGCAGAUGGCUCCGGCGGUGAAACUCAGCAAAGAAAACAAAACUCGGGCCAGGAUUUUGACGUCUACCUCCAGAAUGUGAAAGCCCAGUCGGACUCUUUCAGGGGCAACAGACUGCCGUCCGACACCAACGUGGUGACCCCCAACACGGAGUGCAGCUGGGACUUCACCACCAAGACCCGCUCCACCAACGAUGACGGGACCUCCCUGGAUCUAGAGUGGGAAGACGAGGAAGGAAUCAAUCGUGCUCUUCCAGCCUGGGAGAGGUCCCGGACGGAGGAGGACAUCCUGCGCGCCGCCCUGCGGCCCGGCGCCAAGCCGCUGAACAGUGGCCCGACCUCGGCCUCCGAGGACUCCAACGCACUGGAGUGGGAGAACGAUUUUGUGAGUACCCUUCCAGAGGACAACGCAGACACUGAAUUUGAGGGAUUUGUCAAUCCUGUCCUAGACACUCCCUCUGAGGACGCCUUGGACCGUGGCCUCAGGUUGGACAAUCAGGACAGAUAGUGUCCAGCACCAAAGGAGACGUUUGUUGUGUCCACUUCAUGUCAAAGCUCACCAGCUUUUCGCCUCAUGAAAUGAAAUGAAAUGUACCUAUUGCUCCUCAUAUUUUCUGUGAUAUGAGAGUGUGAUGCUGCUUAGGAAUAUGUUGUGUAUGUUACUACAGUAAAACGUAGUGAUGUCUUUAUCAAAUACUCUCAUUUUUUCCAGUGCCUUCAUUUGCCGACCAUUUAUGCAUUGUAACUUGAACAGAUCAGUUAGCAUCCACUACCAUUUGACACAUUGUUCAGUAAGUGCUUGUUGAGUCCAGGUGAUGCUACAGAAAAUGCCAAGGUACUCUAAAGUAAAAGCAGAUUGCCGCUUUAGUGGCUGUGUGUUAAAAACAUCACUUAUGGAAAGGACAUAUAUUUAACUGGUUGUAGGGAGAAGGGGUUCAUGGAGUGUAACUUAUUAAGUUACUUUUUAAAUGCCAGCAUGACUAUGUCUCUGCAUUUGACCCUCAGUCUCUCGGCUUAAUUUCAGCCCCCCUCCUCCCACUUUUUCAAUCUAAUUCAAUGUGUCGGCCCUUCGGGGCUUACAGUCUUGUGUUUGCAAAAAUUCCAAAAAAGAAGCCCAAGCAUGAAAACACUUACUGAUAUGCUCAGUAGUUUGUUUCUAAAGAUACACAUUUCCAUCAGAGAACAUCUGCCAACGAGACAUUUUUAUAAAUGAACAUAAUUAAACACAUGCGUUUCCUGUUAAUGGGCCCAUUGGUCUAUUUUAGGACAUGUGGGUUGUAAACUGCCCUUUUUCUUUCCUUUUAUUUGACACUUUAACUUCAUUAGAUCUCUUUUUUUAUGUCAAAACCAAUAGCACAGAACAGCGACAUCAUUGCCAAGCACCAUGACAUCCACACCACAAAACACAUAGGAUGUAUUAUUAAGGACAGCAGGUCUUUGGGCCUCUCUACAUUAUUAGCAUGUCCAUGAUUGGAGAGAGCAUGCAGCAAGCCUCAUUCCUUACUGCAACAAAUACAUAUUAUUUAAACUGGCCUUUUUUCAUAGAUGGAAACCAUCUCUUGAAAAAACAGUCAUUCCAAUCAACUGGUUCUCUGGUUCAUGGUGAUAAUAGCCUGGAAAGUAUGGAAUGAAAUAGAAAUCCUCACAUUUCGGAGGCUGCAAUAAGCAAUAUUUUGGCAGCACUAAAACAACUGGGGUAAAGCUAAAUUAUUAAACUGUUAAUGUGGAUAGUUGCUCUGAAAUACAGGGCAGUCAUUGCAGAAUAUUUAUAUUUACCAUCUUAAAAAAAAUCUGAUUGGUUGCAGGCAGGAGACAAAUCAUUUUUAAGUGACUUUUUUUUUAUUUAAUCUGAUGUGAAAUCCAGACCAGUUACUCUGAAUUUAAAACCAUUAAUAAAUCAUUAUCCGAUGGUUUACUGCGGAUAAUGAAAGCAAUACUUUGUGAAGGUUGUGCAAGUGGAUUAAAAAAAGUUUAAAAGUUACAAAACAUGCAAAGAUGACUCUUGAGGUGGAAACGGGGUCAUGUCCCUACAAUAUAUCCAAUGCUGCUCUCCAAGGAACCUGCUGUGUACUACUUCCUGUCCUGAUCAUGUGACCCAUCACGUACUCGGGCCAAUGGCGUUUCACAUUGAUCAUUUAAUCAGUUUGAAUCAAAAGUAGUUCACUGAUUGCACUCAAGUGUGUGGAUUUUGUUAAUUUGGUGUAAUUAACAUCUUUGUUUUAAGACAUUUGCUGAAAUGAAAUGUUGAGAAGAUUUGCAAACAUUUUCCUUCUCAAUAUUUGUAAUUUAAAAAAUAGUGUUUGGAACACAUUCCAAUAUUGUUUUGCUGGGAAUACAUGAUCUGUGAAUAGUCACUAUAACUUUAUUGUAAAAUAAACAUGUAACUUAACAAUCCUUGUCACACUGAGCCUGAGAGGGGGGGGGAAAUGAAUAAAAGUAUAGAAAAAUGGAUGUACAUACACUCACUGUUACGAGCACAUGUACAUUAAGGGCAGCGGGGAUUUUUUUUUUUGUAAAAGAUUAUUUUUGGGGGCUUUUUCCUCUUUUAUUGUAGUGACAGUGGAUAGACAUAAAAGGGGGAGAGAGAUGGGGGGGUGACACUUAGCCUACAUGGGGUGAACGCUCCCACAGGGUGAGCCAGAGGCCGCCCCAGAUUAUUAUUUUUUUUUUUUUUUUUUAACCGAACCGUCUUUAUCACAACCUUAAUCAGAAAAUUGUUUAUGUGAAUGUUGUUAUUUUCAAGGCUUUAUUUCACACUGGCCAAAUGUAUACUUAUACUUCCAUCACAAUACACAUUUACAAAGUUAGUUCCUUACUAAGAUUGGGCUGUUACACAAAUAUGAAAUACCACUCUAUUUUCCAUUUUUAGUUAUUUUAUUUGUUUUAUUUUUAACAUUGCACUGUUUCUUUGUGUCUUGUUACGGCUCAGCUGGUUGAACACUGCGCCCCUGUAGGAAAAAAUACUGUAAGCUCAUCCACCAAAGCCUAUUUACACUGUACAGCUAAUCAUUUUUAUUAAAGUUGGUACUAGUAUCUUA
This is a messenger RNA of Etheostoma spectabile (orangethroat darter), 3584 nucleotides long. RefSeq names its product adaptor related protein complex 1 associated regulatory protein (gene ap1ar). The record is from RefSeq and is a predicted model, not a curated record. Lineage: Eukaryota; Metazoa; Chordata; Actinopteri; Perciformes; Percidae. The transcript is spliced from 10 exons. Gene Ontology annotation, molecular function: kinesin binding; AP-1 adaptor complex binding. Gene Ontology annotation, cellular component: endosome. Gene Ontology annotation, biological process: negative regulation of cell motility; regulation of Arp2/3 complex-mediated actin nucleation; negative regulation of substrate adhesion-dependent cell spreading. Bases 152 to 1054 code for a protein of 300 amino acids.